AUGGAGGGGUACAGUGAGGUACAGAAGGAUACAGAGGGGUACAGUGGGUUGACGAAGGGUGAAGAGGACAGAACAACUCCUCAAAAGUCGCCUCAAGAGGCGCCGCAAAAGUCGCCUCAAGAGCUGCCUCAAAAUGUCCUUACUCAUUACCCCCUCCACCCCUUCUGCCCUCCACCCCUUCUGCCCUCCACCCCUUCUGCCCUCCACCCCUUCUGCCCUCCACCCCUUCUGCCCUCCACCCCUUCUGCCCUCCACCCCUUCUGCCCUCCACCCCUUCUGCCCUCCACCCCUUCUGCCCUCCACCCCUUCUGCCCUCCACCCCUUCUGCCCUCCACCCCUUCUGCCCUCCACCCCUUCUGCCCUCCACCCCUUCUGCCCUCCACCCCUUCUGCCCUCCACCCCUUCUGCCCUCCACCCCUUCUGCCCUCCACCCCUUCUGCCCUCCACCCCUUCUGCCCUCCACCCCUUCUGCCCUCCACCCCUUCUGCCCUCCACCCCUUCUGCCCUCCACCCCUUCUGCCCUCCACCCCUUCUGCCCUCCACCCCUUCUGCCCUCCACCCCUUCUGCCCUCCACCCCUUCUGCCCUCCACCCCUUCUGCCCUCCACCCCUUCUGCCCUCCACCCCUUCUGCCCUCCACCCCUUCUGCCCUCCACCCCUUCUGCCCUCCACCCCUUCUGCCCUCCACCCCUUCUGCCCUCCACCCCUUCUGCCCUCCACCCCUUCUGCCCUCCACCCCUUCUGCCCUCCACCCCUUCUGCCCUCCACCCCUUCUGCCCUCCACCCCUUCUGCCCUCCACCCCUUCUGCCCUCCACCCCUUCUGCCCUCCACCCCUUCUGCCCUCCACCCCUUCUGCCCUCCACCCCUUCUGCCCUCCACCCCUUCUGCCCUCCACCCCUUCUGCCCUCCACCCCUUCUGCCCUCCACCCCUUCUGCCCUCCACCCCUUCUGCCCUCCACCCCUUCUGCCCUCCACCCCUUCUGCCCUCCACCCCUUCUGCCCUCCACCCCUUCUGCCCUCCACCCCUUCUGCCCUCCACCCCUUCUGCCCUCCACCCCUUCUGCCCUCCACCCCUUCUGCCCUCCACCCCUUCUGCCCUCCACCCCUUCUGCCCUCCACCCCUUCUGCCCUCCACCCCUUCUGCCCUCCACCCCUUCUGCCCUCCACCCCUUCUGCCCUCCACCCCUUCUGCCCUCCACCCCUUCUGCCCUCCACCCCUUCUGCCCUCCACCCCUUCUGCCCUCCACCCCUUCUGCCCUCCACCCCUUCUGCCCUCCACCCCUUCUGCCCUCCACCCCUUCUGCCCUCCACCCCUUCUGCCCUCCACCCCUUCUGCCCUCCACCCCUUCUGCCCUCCACCCCUUCUGCCCUCCACCCCUUCUGCCCUCCACCCCUUCUGCCCUCCACCCCUUCUGCCCUCCACCCCUUCUGCCCUCCACCCCUUCUGCCCUCCACCCCUUCUGCCCUCCACCCCUUCUGCCCUCCACCCCUUCUGCCCUCCACCCCUUCUGCCCUCCACCCCUUCUGCCCUCCACCCCUUCUGCCCUCCACCCCUUCUGCCCUCCACCCCUUCUGCCCUCCACCCCUUCUGCCCUCCACCCCUUCUGCCCUCCACCCCUUCUGCCCUCCACCCCUUCUGCCCUCCACCCCUUCUGCCCUCCACCCCUUCUGCCCUCCACCCCUUCUGCCCUCCACCCCUUCUGCCCUCCACCCCUUCUGCCCUCCACCCCUUCUGCCCUCCACCCCUUCUGCCCUCCACCCCUUCUGCCCUCCACCCCUUCUGCCCUCCACCCCUUCUGCCCUCCACCCCUUCUGCCCUCCACCCCUUCUGCCCUCCACCCCUUCUGCCCUCCACCCCUUCUGCCCUCCACCCCUUCUGCCCUCCACCCCUUCUGCCCUCCACCCCUUCUGCCCUCCACCCCUUCUGCCCUCCACCCCUUCUGCCCUCCACCCCUUCUGCCCUCCACCCCUUCUGCCCUCCACCCCUUCUGCCCUCCACCCCUUCUGCCCUCCACCCCUUCUGCCCUCCACCCCUUCUGCCCUCCACCCCUUCUGCCCUCCACCCCUUCUGCCCUCCACCCCUUCUGCCCUCCACCCCUUCUGCCCUCCACCCCUUCUGCCCUCCACCCCUUCUGCCCUCCACCCCUUCUGCCCUCCACCCCUUCUGCCCUCCACCCCUUCUGCCCUCCACCCCUUCUGCCCUCCACCCCUUCUGCCCUCCACCCCUUCUGCCCUCCACCCCUUCUGCCCUCCACCCCUUCUGCCCUCCACCCCUUCUGCCCUCCACCCCUUCUGCCCUCCACCCCUUCUGCCCUCCACCCCUUCUGCCCUCCACCCCUUCUGCCCUCCACCCCUUCUGCCCUCCACCCCUUCUGCCCUCCACCCCUUCUGCCCUCCACCCCUUCUGCCCUCCACCCCUUCUGCCCUCCCCCCAACCCCCUCACCUUCAUCAUCGCCCUCUUCAUCCUCUUCUCGAAGUUGCCCUGUGAUAACUCCCUCCCUUGGUCCAUGUGGUAA
Messenger RNA from Closterium sp. Yama58-4, 2517 nucleotides. Lineage: Eukaryota; Viridiplantae; Streptophyta; Zygnematophyceae; Desmidiales; Closteriaceae. The record is from the annotation of a GenBank genome assembly.